This is a messenger RNA of Sycon ciliatum, 1711 nucleotides long. RefSeq lists its product as uncharacterized. The record is from RefSeq and is a predicted model, not a curated record. Bases 121 to 1206 code for a protein of 361 amino acids. The transcript has 6 exons. Lineage: Eukaryota; Metazoa; Porifera; Calcarea; Leucosolenida; Sycettidae.
AACUGAGUACCAUUGCUAUAGGAAGCGAGGGAAGACGAAGCAAGAGUACUUUGAUUUUCACUGCCCGUUUCAGCAGGACGCCCUCUUCGUGCAUUGCAUCAUCUUGCAGCGAGUUCAAGCAUGGCACAUCAGCUGGCUCCUCUGUCCCUUGCCUGCCUGGCGUUCGCCGUGCUUCUGCUGGUGUCCGGUCACAUGGUUAAUGGUAGCUCCAAAGUUGGAGAUUAUAUUGAUUUAGAUAGUGACGAACUGGACAAAGCGGAAGAAGUGGACGGGGAAGAGGAUCAAACCGGUGCGGACAACGAGGAAGGUGUUGGUACGGGUAGUGAGGGAGAAGCUGGCGAUAGCUGUAUGGUAAAGCGAAUGCUCAAGGCUGGUAUUCCGCACAGCACUGCACUGCAGUACGAGCAGCGCCUGCUCGACGCCGGGCUCACGGAGGAGUCGAUGAUCGCCACUCCUGAAGGUGUCCUCGAGUUCCUUCUGUCGUCUUCGGGCACGACCCAUGCACAUGAUCUUCAGCAGUGCUUACUGCAAAGCUCGGAAGCAUGUACGGAAUUUUCACCCUGCCUUAAUGCCGGACAAUGCGAGCUGGCCCAUCCAGAUAUGGAGUCGUACGCAUGCAAGUGUGACUCGCAUUACAUGGGCGACUACUGCGAGACAUCACGUCUCGCUUCUCUGACCAGUUUCAACAGUCUGCAGGAAAAGGUUACUGAGCUGGAGCAACUCCUUCAGGAUCGCACCCAGUUUCUCGGCAGUGGCUGCAACCUGCGGACUCUCGGCUAUAAGUAUCAGACCCGCUACGCUAUUCACGACGAGAAGGAUGAAGGCCAGAUUGCGUCACUGACCUUCAGGAAGAAGCAGACCAACACUGUCCUGAAGCUCACCUACUCCAGUAACAUUCGCACAGGCGAGUAUAACGGGCAUGUCAGGUGGUACUUUGUGAUCGACGACUUGGAGUGCACCAAACCCACCAAGCUCGACAUCGGUAUGAUCCAGGUUCCCGGGGGCAAUGAUCACAUUCCCUCCGUGCUGACUGGCGUCUGCGAGUCGACCUCAAGCGCCGCAACUAACAUUCCAGCUGGAGAUCACACGAUCAGCGUACGCGUCGGGCGCAUGGAGAAUGCUCCAGGUGCUCCGUUUGGCAACCCUCACUCCGGAUGGCACACCACCUCCUUUCUCGAAGUCCAGGAAAUGUGCCCGCAGUUUUAGACUCCAAUUGCCCUCAAUUAUGCAGCUAGCAUAAAAUUGCAGGCUGACAUAACACUUUGCAAUGUCAUGUAUGUCUGUGGCUUCUUUCUCUGCCGUUAUCAGGAUGCGUAUAGGAAGCUGAAAUAUAGACGUCAGCUCAGCUGUUCUCCAUGGCUAACACCCACAUACACACACACACACGCGCACGCACGCACAUACAUACAUACACGUACACACACGCACGCACACACAUUAUACACAUUCACACACACACACACGCAGUGGCAAACACACGCUGUGACACAUACACACACGCACACACACACACACACAUACGCAAUGACACACAUACUCGCUUGGACAUGGACAUUCAGUGCAUCAAUAUCCUGUGUCUUGUUAAAAGUUUCCACACCUUUCCUCCUUGCCAGGUUGGCUUUUUCCACACCUAUUUGGGCAUUUUACUUCCUCCGCAUUACAGCUCCUUGUGGGUUGACUAAUGAAGUACCUACCGGUAAUGUUGCACGAA